Molecule: messenger RNA, 1692 nt
Organism: Capsella rubella
Lineage: Eukaryota; Viridiplantae; Streptophyta; Magnoliopsida; Brassicales; Brassicaceae
Product: hexokinase-like 1 protein
Exons: 10
Coding region: 137-1621 (494 amino acids)
Biological process (GO): intracellular glucose homeostasis; glucose 6-phosphate metabolic process; glycolytic process
Cellular component (GO): cytosol; mitochondrion
Molecular function (GO): glucokinase activity; D-glucose binding; mannokinase activity
Source: RefSeq, a predicted model, not a curated record
GAAAGAAUCAAAUUAAAGUAGCCAAGUAGCAGAGCAACUAGUUUAUAAAAAAAAACUUAGUUCUGAGAGAGAGAGAGAGGAGACAAAGUUGACUUUGGGAUCUUCGUGCUUACAAAACAGAACCAAACUUAAGACAAUGUCACUCAUGUUCGCUUCCCCUGUCGUCACACCAACCGUCGGAUCUUUCACCUUCUCAUCACGCCGCCGCUCCAACUACAUCGUGAUGUCCGCCGUCCGAUCUAACUCGACUUCACUAUGUCCUGUACUGACAAAGUUUCAGAAAGACUGUGCCACUCCUACACCUUACUUACGUGAAGUAGCCAACGCCAUUGCCAAUGACAUGCGAGCUGGUCUAGCUGUUGAUGGAGGUGGAGAUCUUGAGAUGAUCUUGACUUAUGUUGAUGCUUUGCCUUCUGGGAAUGAGGAAGGGUUGUUCUAUGCAUUGGAUUUAGGAGGUACGAAUUUUCGGGUGCGUAGUGUGCAAUUAGGAGGAAGAGAAGAGCGUGUUGUAGCUACCGAGUCUGAACAAAUAUCUAUUCCUCAUAAGCUUAUGGUUGGUACAAGUGAGGAGCUUUUUGGGUUCAUUGCUACUAAGUUGGCAAGCUUUGUUGCAAAGGAGAAGCCGGGGCGGUUUCGGUUGGAACAAGGGAAGAAAAGGGAGAUAGGAUUUACCUUUUCAUUCCCUGUGAAGCAAACUUCUAUUGAUUCAGGCACAUUGAUCAAGUGGACUAAAGGGUUUAAUGUGUCUGGAAUGGAAGGAAAAAACGUGGUUGCUUGUUUAAAUGAAGCUAUGGAAGCACGUGGACUCGAUAUGCGAGUUUCUGCUCUCGUAAAUGAUGGAGUGGGAACAUUAGCUGGAGCAAGGUAUUGGGAUGAGGAUGUGAUGGUCGGUGUGAUUCUAGGCACUGGGACCAAUGCUUGUUAUGUAGAGCAGAAGCAUGCUAUUCCUAAACUCCAAAGCAAAUCAUCUUCUGGAAUAACGAUCAUUAACACGGAGUGGGGAGGGUUCUCUAAGAUUCUUCCAUGGACUAUUUUUGAUCGAGAGAUGGAUGAGAAAAGCCUGAAUCCUGGUGAACAUUUAUAUGAGAAGAUGAUCUCAGGGAUGUACCUUGGUGAAAUUGUGAGGAGGGUUUUGCUACAAAUGUGUGAAACUACUGACUUGUUCGGACAAUUCGUUCCUGUCAAACUCUCCACUCCCUUUGCACUCAGGACCGAGCAUCUAUGCAAAAUUCAAGAAGACAAUACUGAUGAUCUUCAAAUUGUUGGAUCAGUCCUAUAUGACAAUUUAGAGUUGGAGGCAACGAAUCUGGAGGCGAGGAGGAGAGUGGUCGAACUGUGUGACACAGUAGUGAAACGCGGAGGGCGUCUAGCUGGAGCUGGUGUAGUAGCACUUCUAGAGAAGAUUGAAGAAGAUACCAAAAGGAUGAGUUCAGGUAAAAGAACAGUUGUGGCUAUGGACGGUGCACUCUACGAGAAGUACCCGCAGUAUCGAGAGUAUAUGCAAGAUGUACUAGUUGAGCUUCUUGGCCAUAAGCUAGCAAGUUACGUUGCGAUCAAACAUACCAAAGACGUUUCUGGUCUCGGUGCUGCUCUUUUGGCUGCUACUAACUCCAUUUACUAAGUACUUCAUGAUUAUAGAGACUUGGUCCAUUUGUUUUGUGUACAUUAUAUCAUAUAUCAAUAAGAGUGUUA